UAGAUCCAAGCUCCUGGUUGCAUUUAUUAUACUGGGAACAACUGAUCUCUAAACCCUGUCCGGAAUCUCUGUUACAGAUAUAAACGCGCAGUAGCUGGCGCAAACGCAAAGCGAAAGUCAUUUGCGCACUCAGUGGGCAAUGAUCAUGGAUAUGAUGCGCUGUCAGUUCGGCCAAGCGAUUAUCCAUUAUUGCCGCAUCCUUUUGGCCGGAGCCUAGUCUCGUGCAUCUGUCGCUUCCGCUGCCAGCCGAACAAUAAAUGCCGUUGUAAAAGUCCUUUUUAAAAACACGGACCAGCUUACGACGCCCGUACGACAUUGCGCCUGGAUAUUAGCCUUAGUGUCGGAUAAGUGGGGAAAGUGAACAAUCUCUCAAAGUCAAGCCGGUGCUAACGUCAUAUGUAUAAAGCAUGUAUGCGGACAUCUACACACUAUGAUUAAGCCGCUUUUUUUCAUCCCCAUGCAGCGCCAAUAUUAACCGGCGUCCAGCUGAUGAGAAGCUGUAAUCUGUCUCCUGUAUAUACAUCGCCGAGCUGGUUGUGUUAGAUUACUCGUGCAUUCAAUUCCAGGAUUUGGCACAUGGAUUUCGACAUUGAUCCAGUGCGCAUAUAGCGGUGACAAUUGAUUCAUCUUGGCUCAAUCUGCAGCGCGGUUUAAGAGGGAAUUCGCACCCAACUUCCGGUUGCGCUUGCCGCAAAGUGCCAACCAGUCUGAUGACCUUUGUAUAGUGUGACAAUGGCCAUCUUGGCCUGAAUGAUUUUUGCCACUGAAAAAUGUUUUAUCAACAUUUCAAGCGUUUUGUUAUUCCGUAAAACCCGAUCCCUUAUAUAACAUAGGAAAGCGUGCCAACUGUUUUUAUUUGCUGUAUAACAGGAAAGCUGGAAUGUGCUCGCCGUUGUAUGGCUCAUACCAUGGAUGAAAUUAAUUGCAACGGUGGAUAUUGUAAAUUAUUUUGAGGAGAAUGUUGCCAGAAGGAUUUUUUAAUCAUCCCUGCUUGAUAAUUUUUGCUUUGGUACAAAGUGUAAUGCCGUUCAGUGAGCGAGAACGCAUUUCCCGGUACAAGAUUCCCAAGUAUCCCCCGGUUAUAUGGUUUCCGGAAUUCCCUAUGUUUAAUAAUCGAACGAAUCCCGCCAGGAUCGUCGUGCAAAUGCAUGACUCGUUGGAUUUCUUCUGUCCGGAUUAUAUUAAUUCACAAUACCAAAGCUUUACGGGAUCAAAGAAGCAUGCCAGUCCCAGUGAUUUUUACGGUGCCGAAGAAAUUUAUAUGGUGGAUGGCUCCGACUAUCAAUCCUGCUUCAGUGCGCUGACGGGGGGUCGACUGUCCCGUAAGCACGUCCGCUUAUUAUUGCGGUGUCCAGGGAAAACGGCGGAGACCGGGAUAAAAGCCAAAUACCAGUACACUGUCUCGUUCCGGAUGUUUUCGCCAGUGCCUAAAGGCCCGGAAUUCAACUGUAAUCAGGAAUAUUAUUUCCUGGGUACUCUGCCGGGACACAAUCAUGAUGAGGAAAUGAUGGAAAAAGCUUUGUGCUCGACACAGGCGCUGCGUCUGCAGAUUUUCGUAUCGUGUUCAGAUAUUCCAAGUCGGCAUCUGUUGGACUCGUUCUCCUCACCCAACGUAAUUCAGCUCGACAGGCCCGCUCAACCUUUAGAACUGCAAAGUGAUGCAUCAACAGCGUCGUCAAAAAUUCCGUCAUCAUCAUUUAAACCGGAUCUAUCCGUCCGUGUAACAACAACAUCCACCGCCGUCGCUGCAGCAGCAUCCAGUCCAGAUGAAAAAUCCCAACCACCACGCCCAGCUGAUCAUGUUCCUUCCCAUAGAAAAUCUCAUUCCCGUGGAUCGUCCACCAAAUCUCCUCCCGGAAAUGGCGGUCUUUUUAUUGCCGCCAGCGAUAAAAAGAUCAUGCGCAGUGAAGGGAACAAUAACCGGCAUUCCACAUUGCGACGGCAGCAGCAGCAGCAACGUCACUCCACAACAGUGAAGCCAGCGGCGGUGUUCACAAUCAGAAGUUCCCCAGUUGACGAUAGUGAUCAGGAUGAUGAUUUUCUCAGUGCCACCACAGUGGCCAAUAUCCCGAUACAGACAACGUUGAAAUCAAAACCGUCCAUCAAAGCGCCGGCUGCGUUUUUUGGCAGCUCAUCUAACAGCGCUUUACGACCGCGUUCCGUUUUGUUAAUAUUAUGUGACGCAAAGUAUUGUAUAAAUCCUUUAUUCGCACUUAUAAUAUUUUUUAUAUGGCUCAACCGAGUAUGACUAGAAGUACUUCUAGUGCGGUUUAAAUAUUUUAUUUGUUGUUUCUGACAUUUUCCGCUCAAAAAUAUUGCACGACUGCCGCUGUAUCUCAUCAUGUUAAGGUUACGAUGGACUUUUAA
Molecule: messenger RNA, 2367 nt
Organism: Paramacrobiotus metropolitanus
Lineage: Eukaryota; Metazoa; Tardigrada; Eutardigrada; Parachela; Macrobiotidae
Exons: 5
Coding region: 959-2248 (429 amino acids)
Biological process (GO): axon guidance; ephrin receptor signaling pathway
Cellular component (GO): plasma membrane
Molecular function (GO): ephrin receptor binding
Source: RefSeq, a predicted model, not a curated record